Penicillium bovifimosum is the source of this 1605-nucleotide messenger RNA. Its product is annotated as sugar porter family MFS transporter. Bases 1 to 1605 code for a protein of 534 amino acids. The transcript has 2 exons. Gene Ontology annotation, cellular component: membrane. Gene Ontology annotation, molecular function: carbohydrate:proton symporter activity. The record is from RefSeq and is a predicted model, not a curated record. Gene Ontology annotation, biological process: transmembrane transport; carbohydrate transport. Lineage: Eukaryota; Fungi; Ascomycota; Eurotiomycetes; Eurotiales; Aspergillaceae.
AUGGGUUAUAAAAUCACCAACAUCUAUGUCAUCACGACGGUGGCCGUCAUUGGCGGUGCACUGUUCGGUUUCGACAUUGCCUCCAUGUCUGCCAUUCUCGGUACCCAGCAGUACAAGUGUGCCUUCAACCAAACUGGCAUGAAGGAUGGAAAGUGUGGUGGUCCUACAUCUUCCACCCAGGGUGGUAUCUCCGCUGCUAUGCCUGGUGGCUCCUGGGUAGGCGCUCUGGCUUCUGGAUUCGUGACUGAUUACCUGGGUCGUCGCGGCGCUAUCCAAGUUGGCGCGGUUAUCUGGUGCAUCGGCAGCGCUAUCGUGUGUUCAUCCUUCGGUAUCCCCCAGCUCGUCGUUGGUCGCUUCAUCAACGGACUUUCCGUCGGUAUUCUCAGCGCCCAGGUCCCCGUCUACGUCGCCGAGCUAGCCCAGCCCAGUAAGCGUGGCCAGGUCGUUGGAGCUCAGCAGUGGGCUAUCACAUGGGGUAUCUUGAUCAUGUUCUACAUCUCAUACGGCUGUAGCUUUAUCGAAGGCAACGCUGCCUGGCGUACCCCGUGGGGUGUGCAGAUGGUUCCUGCGGCCUUGCUCUUCGGACUGGUCUUCGUUCUGCCGGAGAGUCCCCGUUGGUUGGCCAAGAAAGAGCGCUGGGAGGAGGCUCAUGAGGUUCUGGCCACUGUCCACGCAAAGGGCGAUUACAAUGCACCCUUUGUGCAGACUGAGAUGCAUGAAAUUCGUGAGAUGGUCGAGUUUGAGCGAAGCAAUAAGGACGCCUCUUAUCUGGAUCUUUUCAAGGGGAACAUGAUCUACCGCACUCAUAUCGGUGUUUUCACCCAGAUUUGGUCUCAGCUCACCGGCAUGAAUGUCAUGAUGCUUUAUAUUACCUAUGUGUUUGGCAUGGCUGGUCUUACCGGAAACAGCAAUCUUGUCGCUUCCUCUAUCCAGUAUGUCAUCAACGUGGUCAUGACUAUUCUGGCACUGGUUUUCAUCGAUCGCUGGGGCCGUCGCACUCCCCUUCUCGUUGGCUCCACUCUCAUGAUGACAUUCAUGUUCGCCAACGCUGGUAUCAUGGCAACCUACGGCAGGCCAGCACCUCCUGGUGGUCUCGAUAAUGUCCCUGAGCAGUCAUGGGAUCUCUCCGACGCGCAGUCCGCCGCAAAAGGUGUCAUCGCUUGCACAUAUCUGUUCGUCGCCAGUUAUGCGCCAACCUGGGGCCCUGUCAGCUGGAUCUACCCCCCUGAGCUGUACCCCCUCCGCCUCCGUGGUAAGGCUGUCGCGCUUUCGACCUCUUCCAACUGGAUUUUCAACUUUGCCCUGUCCUACUUCGUCCCUCCCGCCUUUGAGAACAUCCAAUGGAAGGUGUACAUUGUUUUCGGUGUCUUCUGCUUGGCCAUGACGAUCCAUGUCUUCUUCGCUUUCCCUGAGACUGCUGGCAAGACCCUCGAGGAAGUGGAGACCAUGUUCACCACUCCUGGUCUCAGGCCCUGGAAGACCAAGGUCCAGUACCAGCACGUACGCAUGCUCGAGCAGGGAGCAAUCCAGACAGAUAAGGCGGCCGAUAUUCGUGCCGAGGAAGGCACUCACAUUGAGAAGAAUGCCUCUGCUCUACCUGAGUAG